Ramularia collo-cygni is the source of this 612-nucleotide messenger RNA. RefSeq names its product probable 40S ribosomal protein CRPS-7. Lineage: Eukaryota; Fungi; Ascomycota; Dothideomycetes; Mycosphaerellales; Mycosphaerellaceae. Gene Ontology annotation, molecular function: structural constituent of ribosome. Bases 1 to 612 code for a protein of 203 amino acids. Gene Ontology annotation, biological process: translation; ribosomal small subunit biogenesis; rRNA processing. The record is from RefSeq and is a predicted model, not a curated record. Gene Ontology annotation, cellular component: small-subunit processome; 90S preribosome; ribosome. The transcript has 3 exons.
AUGUCUGCCCAGGCCUUGAACAAGAUCGCGCCCAACUCGCCUUCGCGGGCCAAGCCCAGCGAGGUGGAGACCAACAUCGCCACUGCUCUCUUCGACCUCGAGUCAAACGUCCCCGACAUGCGUUCCGCGCUCCGUCCCCUGCAGUUUGUGUCUGCGCGUGAGAUCGACGUCGGACACGGACGCAAGGCCAUUGUCAUCUUCGUCCCCGUCCCCCUCUUGGUCGGAUGGCACCGCUCCCAGCAGCGCCUCACCCGCGAGCUUGAGAAGAAGUUCUCGGACCGCCACGUCAUCAUUGUCGCGUCCCGCCGCAUCUUGCCCCGCCCAAAGCGCUCCAACCGCAGCCGCACCUCGCAGACCCAGAAGCGCCCACGUUCGCGUACGCUGACUGCUGUCCACGAUGCCAUCCUCGCCGACCUCGUCUACCCCGUCGAGAUUGUCGGCAAGCGCAUGCGCACCAAGGAGGACGGCUCCAAGGUCCUCAAGGUCCUGCUGGACGAGAAGGAGCGUGGCGGCGUCGACUACCGUCUCGACACCUACUCUGAGGUCUACAAGCGUCUGACCGGCAAGGGUGUCAACUUCGAGUUCCCCCAGGUCGCUGCCGACUUCCAGUAG